Fusarium graminearum PH-1 is the source of this 1083-nucleotide messenger RNA. RefSeq lists its product as uncharacterized. The coding region runs from base 260 to 730 and encodes 156 amino acids. The record is from RefSeq and is a predicted model, not a curated record. Lineage: Eukaryota; Fungi; Ascomycota; Sordariomycetes; Hypocreales; Nectriaceae. The transcript is spliced from 4 exons. Gene Ontology annotation, cellular component: cytoplasm; cytoplasmic dynein complex. Gene Ontology annotation, molecular function: dynein intermediate chain binding. Gene Ontology annotation, biological process: microtubule-based movement.
AAUUAGACCGGGCGUCGAAGAAACUCAAUAUGAAUUGCGCAUAAAGAACCCGCCUACCGGUCCAAGGUGAGGCCAGCAUGUUGGUAGUGCCUUUGAUAAGAGAGUGACUGCUGUGCUGUGAUGCUUGUUUGUUUACUGACCGACCAUUUUCUACCCAUACCUGGACCACCUGAACUAUCUAGUCUAACCAUCUAAUCCUCCACCAACCCCAGUUUCUAAACUUUGAUUCCUCAACUACAUACUUACAUUUACUUUCAAAAUGGCCACUCCUCCGAUUCCCGCCAACCGUCUCAAGCAGAUCGCCACCGAUGCCUGCAACAGCGCCAUCGGCAAUGCUGAGUUCUACGACCACGCUAAGACCGAGCAAUGGAACUCGACAAUCAUUAGCUCCGUGCUGAAGGCUGUCAUCUCCGAGUCGACCCCCGAAGGUGCUUCCGCUCCUUCAUUCAAGUUUGCCUGCAACAGCACCAUCGUGCAGCACCUCGUCCCAACAUCCGCUCUGAACAAGCCCCGUGGCGGCACCGAGACACAGGCUCAGGAGCCUCACAUCUCCACCAGCUCCGAAGCUACCGCUACCGACGGCAAGCCUCACGUCGGCCGACGAGGAAUGCACAGCGCUACCGGUGCCUACUGGGACGAGAAGAAGGACGGCAUGUGGACCUUCAAGUACGACGGCGGCGAGGGCAAGGGCCUGGACGUUGUUGUCAUGCUCAUCUGGGUUGCCAUUUGAGCUGCAAACAAAAAGAUGAGCACUCGGGGACUUUCACCCUGUUCUGAACCGAGUUAGUUUGCUUCUGACGUGCGCGACCCCUGAUUCAGCUAUGGCGUUGAGGGACUUGGGAAGCGUGACAUUAGGACUACGAAGUGUACGAUCGAGCUUCCGUUUAAGCUAUCUGCCGACGACUUGGGUGUUAUUGCAGACCUUGGAUGUACAAAAUGCGCUGGACUUGAUAAUAUUCUACAAUGCCAGACGGUUGGAGCCAGCCUCGAUUCUUCUGUUCAUGAUGCCGCUCGCUUGGUAACGUUGAGGCUGAAGUAACAUGCCUGGGAAAACAUAGAGAUUAUGUAUAAAUUUUUGACCCU